AUGGUAAAGAAGAUAGGGUUUCUUCUCACUAAAUGGCAAUAUUGGGCUACACGGGUUACAGAUCUUCUCCUUGAAGUUGUUUUAAUGGCAGCAACCAAAAUCGAUCCAGAUCAUCCAUACUUUCUGCAUGCUUCUGAUUCUCCUGGAAUGUGUUUGAUUUCUCCUCCUUUUGAUGGAACUGGAUAUGGAGGAUGGAGAAAAUCAAUUUUGAUUGCUUUAUCUGCUAAAAACAAGCUAGGUUUUAUUGACAACAGCUUGAUCAGGCCUAAGGAUGACUCGCCAGAUUUGCGAUAUUGGAUAAGGUGCAAUGACAUGGUGUUUGCUUGGCUUUUGAAUUCCCUUACUCCGGACAUCAGGCCUAGCGUGAUUCACUCUAAAUCUGCGAGGAUUCUGUGGAAACAACUUGAAGAUAGGUAUGGGCAAUCCAACCUAGCUCAGUCAUUUGAAUUGCAAAAACAACUAUUAGAAACAGUGCAAGGAUCUUCGAACAUUGCUACUUAUUUUAACAAGAUAAAAGCUAUAUGGGAUGAAAUAGAAUUACUUGAUGCAAGGACUGUGUGUAUUUGUGUUGAUUGUAAGUGUGGAGCUAAUGAUAAGAAUGAUGCACUUGAAGAGAGACAGAAAUUGGUUCAGUUUUUAUGGGGCUAA
This is a messenger RNA of Nicotiana attenuata, 648 nucleotides long. RefSeq lists its product as uncharacterized. NCBI's taxonomy places the organism in Eukaryota, Viridiplantae, Streptophyta, Magnoliopsida, Solanales, Solanaceae. The transcript has 2 exons. The coding region runs from base 1 to 648 and encodes 215 amino acids. The record is from RefSeq and is a predicted model, not a curated record.